AUUUUUUUAAUGAAGCAAGGGAAUUAGACUGAGUAGACUUAUUGCCAGUACAAACUUAUAGCUGAGCUUAAUUUCGGCCUUUCCUUUGUUGAUAAACAAAACAAAACGAUUUUCCCUUUGAUGGCAGAGGAAACUGAAGGUUAGAGAAGAAAAUGACAGGUUCAGUGUUACUCAUGUCUUUUGGUUUCUGUACAAUAAUGGAGACUAAUGGUUGGAUUAGGGACAUUGAGCGGAACUCUCCAUAUCUCAAAAUUACGAAAGAAUACAAGACUUAAUUGUUAAUUCUCAGCAACCAAACCGAAAUUUAUUGAAACUGAAUGCAUGGGCAUGAAAACUAUUUUGGAUCAAAAGCUUCUGGUUGUUGUCCUGCAAGAGGGCUUCUGCCACUUUUUGUCAAUUGUGCAGUCAAAUGGGAAAUGAGGAUCUCGCUUGCUAGUUUCAGUGAGUUGCAAAAUGUUGGCAGUGGACUUGGUUUCAAGUGCUGUAUCUGCUCCGGCUUCAGAAGUCAUUUCCCAAACAGUAGAGGCCAUUUUUGAAAUUGUAGCUGCUGCCAAUGAUGUCCUUGUUAAGAAGGAUACUUUCAAGGAGCUUGCAACUUAUGUGGUAAGGGUAGUCCCCAUCUUAAGAGAGUUGAACAAGAAAACUGUUGUUCAUUCUGAGAGCUUGAACAAUGUUAUGGAGAUUCUUUACCGAGAAAUCAGAGCUGCAAAGCAACUGACUCAUGAGUGCAGCAAGAGAAACAAAGUGUAUCUCUUAAUGAAUUGCCGUAAUAUAGUUAAGCGCCUAGAGGACAUAAUGAGAGAGAUCAGUCGGGCUUUAAGUCUUCUUCCCCUGACUUCUCUAGAUCUUUCAUCUGGCAUAAUUGAAGAAAUUGAAAAGCUUUGUGACAAUAUGCAGAGAGCUGAGUUCAGGGCAGCAAUAGCAGAGGAAGAGAUUUUGGACAAAAUUGAUUCUGGAAUCCAGGAGAGAAAUAUGGAUCGUUCUUAUGCCAAUAAUUUGCUGGUUCUCAUUGCAGAGGCAGUUGGAAUCUCAACUGAGAGGUCAGUGUUAAAGAAGGAAUUAGAGGAAUUCAGGAGCGAGAUAGAAAAUGCCCGGCUGAGGAAAGACCAGGCUGAAGCUAUACAGAUGGAACAGAUAAUUGCUCUAUUAGAAAGGGCUGAUGCAGCUUCAUCUCCUAGGGAGAAAGAAAUGAAGUAUAUCAUUAAGCGGAAAUCUUUGGGUGGUCAACCAUUGGAACCGCUUCAAUCAUUUAUUUGCCCAAUCACCAGGGAAGUUAUGGUGGACCCUGUGGAAACUUCUUCUGGACAGACAUUUGAGAGAAGUGCUAUAGAAAAGUGGUUUGCUGAUGGGAACACAUCGUGCCCCCUGACCAUGACUUCUUUAGACACAUCAAUUUUACGGCCCAAUAAAACUCUGCGGCAAUCAAUAGAAGAAUGGAAAGACAGGAAUACUAUGAUUAUGAUUGCUUCCUUGAAAUCAAAACUCCAGUCUGAAGAAGACAAAGAAGUGCUUCAUUGCCUCGGUGAACUACUAGAUCUCUGUAAAGAAAGAGAUCUGCAUAAGGAAUGGGUCAUACUGGAGAACUACAUACCUAUUCUCAUACAACUUCUUGGUGUUAAAAAUCCUGAGAUAAGGAACCAUGCUCUUGUGAACCUAUGCAUUUUGGUGAAGGAUAGUGAUGAUGCGAAGGAAAGAAUUAACAAAGCUGAUAAUGGCAUUGAAUCUAUUGUUCGUUCACUCGGCCGCCGUGUUGAGGAAAGGAAGUUAGCAGUGGCGUUACUUUUGGAAUUAUCCAAAAGCAAUCCGAUAAGAGAGCAAAUAGGGAAGGUUCAAGGUUCCAUACUCCUAUUAGUUACCAUGUCCAACAGUGACGAUAAUCGGGCUGCCAAAGACGCACGAGAACUAUUGGAGAAUCUAUCAUUCUCUGAUCAGAACGUUAUACAGAUGGCAAAGGCAAAUUAUUUUACACAUUUGCUGCAGCGUCUCUCUGCAGGACCAGAAGAUGUGAAAAUGGCCAUGGCAUCAAAUUUGGCAGAGAUGGAGUUGACUGACCACAAUAAAGAAUCUUUGAUAGAAGGAGGAGUACUGUGUCCACUUCUGUAUUUGGUCUCACAUGGUGACAUUCCAAUUAAAACUGUGGCUGUUAAAGCUCUUAGAAACCUCUCAAGCUUACCUAAAAAUGGUCUGCAGAUGAUUCGAGAAGGUGCAGAGCGCCCAUUACUUGACCUUCUUUUCAAUCUUAGCUCGUCAUUGUCAAGUUUGCGUGAAUAUUUAGCAGCCACAAUUAUGCACCUCGCCAUGUCAGUGUCUCUAGAAUCCAGCCAGACACCUGUUUCAUUUUUGGAAUCGGAUGAAGAUAUUUUAAAGCUUUUCUCUUUGAUUAACUUGAUGGGCCCUAAUGUACAGAAAAGCAUUAUUCGCACCUUCCACACGUUGUGUCAAUCCCCCUCUGCUAUAAGUAUCAAGACCAAGUUGAUACAGUCCUCCGCAAUACAAGUAUUGGUUCAGUUGUGUGAGAAUGAUGACCUAAACCUACGAGCAAAUGCUGUAAAGCUGUUCUCUUGCUUAGUAGAAGGUGGCAGUGAAUCCACCCCCAUCCUGGAGCAUGUGAAUCAGAAGUGCAUUGAGACUAUACUCAAGAUCAUCAAAGCUUCUGACGAUGAAGAAGAGAUUGCUUCUGCAAUGGGCAUUAUCUCUAACCUUCCAGAAAUCCCCAAGAUCACACAGUGGCUUGUGGAUGCUGGGGCACUACCUGCCGUAUUCAGUUUUCUCCAGAAUGGCAAGCAGAAUGGUCCCCAUAAGAAUCAGUUGAUAGAGAAUGCCGUUGGAGCCAUUUGUCGUUUCACUGUUUCAACAAACUUGGAAUGGCAAAAGAGUGCAGCUGAAGCUGGAAUUAUACCCUUGUUCGUACAGUUGCUGGAGUCUGGAACCUCCUUGACAAAAAAACGUGCAGCCAUAUCUCUUUCUCGAUUUUCAGAGAGUUCACCACUGUUGAGCAGGUCUUUACCUAACCGCAAAGGAUUCUGCUGCUUCUCGGCCCCGCCAGAAACUGGAUGCCCUGUUCAUGGAGGAAUAUGUAGCAUUGUUUCGUCAUUUUGCCUGGUGGAGGCUGAUGCAGUGGGACCACUAGUUAGGAUUCUGGAAGAACCUGAUCCUGGAGCGUGUGAAGCUUCUUUAGAUGCACUAUUAACUUUAAUUGAAGGUGAGAGACUGCAGACUGGUAGUAAGGUGCUUACAGACGCAAAUGCCAUCCCACCUAUAAUAAAAUUUCUUGUUCAACCCUACCCUAGUUCGCAGGAGAAGGCUCUACAUGCUCUAGAAAGAAUGUUCCGGCUGCUGGAGUUUAAACAGAAGUUUGGAUCGUUAGCUCAGAUGCCUUUAGUUGACUUAACUCAACGUGGAAGUGGUAGUGUUAAAUCUAUGGCAGCUAGAAUACUUGCUCACUUGAAUGUGCUUCAUGAUCAGUCUUCCUAUUUCUGAAGGAACUUCAUGGUUACAGCUACAUAUGUCAAUGAUUUAGAGAUCAAGCAUAAAUUCACUUUUAUGCUUUAAACUUCACAACGAUCACUAAAAGUUACCGGAGGACUUGCCAUGCAAAGCUAUAGACAUGGGAGCCCUUCAUAUUUUUAUAAGCAUGGCUCUCUGGUCAGUAUGUCAUUAUCUGGUUUCAGUGACGUGUGAUUGGAUGGAUGCAAUUUUAUUUUUCGAGUCGCAGCAUCAAGAUCCGAAUGAGAAUUUAAAUUCUGCUGCUGUUGGACCAGGGGGAAGUUGGUUUGCGGCUCAUACAUGUGGUGCUCCAGGAAGUUGGUUUCUGUCUGUGUAUUUGAAGCUUGAUAUGUGUAUAAUGGUGUAAGGAGAAGAUAAAUCAGUGUAAGCCAUCACUGGUGGACUGGUAAGGGAAGCUGAGGCCAUUUUUUCAACCACAAUUAAAUUCUUUUCUAAUAUAGGAUCUGGAUUCUUUCUUGUGUAUACAUAGGAAAAGAAGUUCAAAAAUUCAAAAUAAAUUUUCAGGUUAAUUUGUGUCCUUUAGAAUAAGUGUUGUCUAUGCAGUAUAUGCUGAAUGUUUCAUUGAAGCAGCUGCUGAAAAACAUAUCUGUCAUUUAGGACUUGGAAGAUGUUUGAAUCAAUUGCCUUUAACAA
Molecule: messenger RNA, 4140 nt
Organism: Prunus dulcis (almond)
Lineage: Eukaryota; Viridiplantae; Streptophyta; Magnoliopsida; Rosales; Rosaceae
Product: U-box domain-containing protein 24-like
Exons: 5
Coding region: 454-3480 (1008 amino acids)
Biological process (GO): protein ubiquitination; cell surface receptor signaling pathway
Molecular function (GO): protein binding; ubiquitin-protein transferase activity
Source: RefSeq, a predicted model, not a curated record